Globicephala melas (long-finned pilot whale) is the source of this 2352-nucleotide messenger RNA. NCBI's taxonomy places the organism in Eukaryota, Metazoa, Chordata, Mammalia, Artiodactyla, Delphinidae. The record is from RefSeq and is a predicted model, not a curated record.
AGCCCAGACGCGGAGAAAAUGGCGGCAGGGGUCGAAGCGGCAGCCGAGGUGGCGGCGACGGAGCCCAAAAUGGAGGAGGAGAGCGGCGCGCCCGGCGUGCCGAGUGGCAACGGAGCUCCGGGCCCGAAAGGUGAAGGAGAACGACCAGCUCAGAAUGAGAAGAGGAAGGAGAAAAACAUAAAAAGAGGAGGCAAUCGCUUUGAGCCGUAUGCCAAUCCAACUAAAAGAUACAGAGCCUUCAUUACAAACAUACCUUUUGAUGUGAAAUGGCAGUCACUUAAAGACCUGGUUAAAGAAAAAGUUGGUGAGGUAACAUACGUGGAGCUCUUAAUGGACGCUGAAGGAAAGUCAAGGGGAUGUGCCGUUGUUGAAUUCAAGAUGGAAGAGAGCAUGAAAAAAGCUGCUGAAGUUCUAAACAAGCAUAGUCUGAGUGGAAGACCACUGAAAGUCAAAGAAGAUCCUGAUGGUGAACAUGCCAGGAGAGCAAUGCAAAAGGCUGGAAGACUUGGAAGCACAGUAUUUGUAGCAAAUCUGGAUUAUAAAGUUGGCUGGAAGAAACUGAAGGAAGUUUUUAGUAUGGCUGGUGUGGUGGUCCGAGCAGACAUUCUUGAGGAUAAAGAUGGAAAAAGUCGUGGAAUAGGCACUGUUACUUUUGAACAGUCCAUUGAAGCUGUGCAAGCUAUAUCUAUGUUUAAUGGCCAACUGCUAUUUGACAGACCAAUGCACGUGAAAAUGGAUGAGAGGGCCUUACCAAAGGGAGAUUUUUUCCCUCCUGAGCGUCCACAACAACUUCCCCAUGGACUUGGUGGUAUUGGCAUGGGGUUAGGACCAGGAGGGCAGCCUAUUGACGCCAAUCAUUUGAAUAAAGGCAUUGGAAUGGGCAACAUAGGACCCGCAGGAAUGGGAAUGGAAGGCAUAGGAUUUGGAAUAAAUAAAAUGGGAGGCAUGGAGGGACCCUUUGGUGGUGGUAUGGAAAACAUGGGUCGAUUUGGAUCUGGGAUGAACAUGGGCAGAAUAAACGAAAUCCUAAGUAAUGCACUGAAGAGAGGAGAGAUCAUUGCAAAGCAGGGAGGAGGUGGAGGUGGAGGCAGUGUCCCUGGAAUUGAGAGGAUGGGCCCUGGCAUUGACCGCAUUGGGGGUGCCGGCAUGGAGCGCAUGGGUGCAGGCCUGGGCCACGGCAUGGAUCGUGUGGGCUCUGAGAUUGAGCGCAUGGGCCUGGUCAUGGACCGCAUGGGCUCAGUCGAGCGCAUGGGCUCCGGCAUCGAGCGCAUGGGCCCACUGGGCCUCGACCACAUGGCCUCCAGCAUCGAGCGCAUGGGCCAGACCAUGGAGCGCAUCGGCUCUGGUGUGGAGCGCAUGGGUGCCGGCAUGGGCUUUGGCCUGGAGCGUAUGGCCGCACCCAUUGACCGUGUGGGCCAGACCAUCGAGCGCAUGGGCUCUGGCGUGGAGCGAAUGGGCCCUGCCAUCGAGCGCAUGGGCCUGAGCAUGGAGCGCAUGGUGCCCGCAGGCAUGGGGGCAGGCCUGGAGCGCAUGGGCCCUGUGAUGGAUCGCAUGGCCACCGGCCUGGAGCGCAUGGGCGCCAACAACCUGGAGCGCAUGGGCCUGGAGCGUAUGGGCGCCAACAGUCUCGAGCGCAUGGGCCUGGAGCGCAUGGGCGCCAACAGCCUGGAGCGCAUGGGUCCCGCCAUGGGCCCAGCCCUGGGCGCUGGCAUUGAGCGCAUGGGCCUGGCCAUGGGUGGUGGUGGCGGUGCCAGCUUUGACCGUGCCAUCGAGAUGGAGCGUGGCAACUUUGGAGGAAGCUUCGCAGGUUCCUUUGGUGGAGCCGGAGGCCAUGCUCCUGGGGUGGCCAGGAAGGCCUGCCAGAUAUUUGUGAGAAAUCUCCCAUUUGAUUUUACAUGGAAGAUGCUAAAAGACAAGUUCAACGAAUGUGGCCACGUGCUGUAUGCCGACAUCAAGAUGGAGAAUGGGAAGUCCAAGGGGUGCGGUGUGGUUAAGUUUGAGUCGCCAGAGGUGGCUGAGAGAGCCUGCCGGAUGAUGAAUGGGAUGAAGCUGAGUGGCCGAGAGAUUGAUGUUCGAAUCGAUAGAAAUGCUUAAGCAGUUGCCUUUUUUAAACAUCGAUACCAGACCUCUGAAUUUGUAUUUUUUCUUGUUAACCAUUUUAAUUUGUUGGCUGGAUGUAUAAAGAUGUUUAAAAAAUUCAGUUGCUUUUUGGGGUAAUUUGAAUUACUUUUUUAAUGACUGGGAUCCCAUUUGACUGUUUGCAUUGAGAUUGCAAUGUGCGCAAUUUUUUUUGUAGUUGUGGCAUCUUGUUGACAUCGAAUAUGACUUUGAUAAUAAAUACCAGUUCCUGAA